GCCUCUCCAGUAUGGCGGCGCCCAGCGGAGCGGCGAGCUGCAAGGACUUCGCCGAGUUCCAGGAGUUGCUCAGGGUGAUGAGGACGAUCGAUGACAGAAUCGUCCACAAGUUAAACACUACGAUUCCAACAGCUUCCUUUGUGGGGAAAAUUGAUGCCAGCCAGACGUGUAAAGAGCUGUACCAUUCUCUGAUGGAUGCUCACACCAGCAGAGAGAGAAUCAUCAAAAACUGUAUCGCUCAGACUUCCAGUGUAGUGAAAACUCUCAGAGAAGAGAGGGAAAAGGCCCAGGAUGACUUAGCAUUAUUAAAGCAACUCAGGAAAGAGCAGACAAAGUUGAAACUGAUGCAGUCGGAGCUGAAUGUUGAAGAAGUGGUAAACGACAGAAGCUGGAAGGUAUUUAAUGAGCGUUGCCGAAUUCACUACAAGCCUCCGAAGAGUCAAUGAUGCGGGGUAUCUUCCAUCAAGGUGGUCCAUAACCAUGAGAGCCAAACUGGAAAGAGACCUUGGGUGAGCUGCAUUGGGACCCUCCAGAACCAGUAGAACCCAGUCUUGUUUUGUUUUGGACCUACUUAGCUGAAAUCUCAAGGUUGAAAUGAUUCUCCUGUAAUUAAGAGAAAACAAUUCAUCUUUUGUACAAAAUAUGUGAACAAAUGAGUUUUAUAGUAUUAAAAUA
Messenger RNA from Egretta garzetta (little egret), 675 nucleotides. Its product is annotated as coiled-coil domain-containing protein 58. The transcript has a single exon. The record is from RefSeq and is a predicted model, not a curated record. Bases 12 to 446 code for a protein of 144 amino acids. Lineage: Eukaryota; Metazoa; Chordata; Aves; Pelecaniformes; Ardeidae. Gene Ontology annotation, cellular component: mitochondrion; mitochondrial intermembrane space.